Messenger RNA from Penicillium canescens, 573 nucleotides. Its product is annotated as Tripeptidyl-peptidase SED1. The record is from RefSeq and is a predicted model, not a curated record. The transcript has a single exon. Gene Ontology annotation, molecular function: tripeptidyl-peptidase activity; serine-type endopeptidase activity. The coding region runs from base 1 to 573 and encodes 190 amino acids. Gene Ontology annotation, biological process: proteolysis. Lineage: Eukaryota; Fungi; Ascomycota; Eurotiomycetes; Eurotiales; Aspergillaceae.
AUGGCUCUGGCCGCUCAAGUGCCCGUCACCAACAUCCAAGUCGGCGACAAGUUCCUCAUGGGGAAUUUGAAUACAAUGCUCGGUGCUUGUGACGAGCACUAUUACAACACGGCACUGGAUCCGCAGUUCGAUCCCAUCUACCCAGAUCUCCAACCGGGCGGAUAUAACUCGUCCGGUUGCGGUAUAUACCAGCCACUGCGUGUCAUUGCCAUUGCGUACGCAUGGAACGAGGCCUCGUUCUCGGAUAAGUACAUCCAUCGACAAUGUCUCGAGUUCCUCAAGCUGGGACAGCAGGGCGUGACAGUAGUGACAGGCUCCGGUGACCGAGGCCCAGCAGACCAGCUAGGCUACUGCAUUGACCCAGCGACAGGCAACGCUACAGUAGAAGAGGGGCAUUUCUCCUCUGUCUUCCCGGCGUCAUGUCCGUGGGUGACGACUGUGGGCGGCACACAGCUGCAAAACACAGACAACAGCACUUGGAGCCAGGGCACACCUUUUCCCCCUGAAACAGCUAUGAAUGAGAAUAUUACCAACUCCGGUGGUGGCUUUAGCAGACUGUUCCCAGCGCCGUGA